Molecule: messenger RNA, 10828 nt
Organism: Pocillopora meandrina
Lineage: Eukaryota; Metazoa; Cnidaria; Anthozoa; Scleractinia; Pocilloporidae
Source: the annotation of a GenBank genome assembly
AUUUUUAUUUACUUACAAAGAGGUGCAGCAAGCAUUUUGAGUUAUUUCAGUUCUUUUAAGAGAGCGGUUUCGCUCUACAGAUUUAGCAUCCAGAUUUCUUCGUAUUUCUAUGUACAGUGGAUAGUUUCCAGGUUGUAGUUGUUCGUUUGACAGUUUAUAGUGUGUACAGUUUCGUGUUGUGAGUUUCCCGCGCUUGACAUUAUCAAGCAGUAUGCCUCUCCGAGAUUCAGAAGGAAGGUUUUGUGGAACGCUUCAGCGUAAAGAAAGCGAUGGACAGUGGGACCGCUAUUACUUUGUACUGGACGAAGAAAAAUGUUUGCUUCGUUAUUUUUCCCCUUUGAACGAACAGGUCAGUAGGAAAUUGUCUUUGAUUUGUUUCUGUGUAAACGAUUAAUUCCCUCGAUCAAGAGAACCUAAUUAACACUCUGAUCAAUGAAAGACAUACUGUCUACAAACGCUUCCGUAUUCUUGAUCACUAUACACUAACUUUAAUUUUCCAUUGGUUGUUUCGCCAAAAAAUAUUUUCUGUUCAGGUACAGAAAUUUCUAGAAAGUUAUCUGAAAUGUUGACAUGUGAGAGCAGAUAUGUAUUUUGGAUAUAACAGGAAAUUGAUAGACUAUAGGUUUGAUUGGGAAUUAAACCAUCGGAACCCAAGUCACGAAUAUUGCUAACUCAAAGGGUCGCCAUCUGACACAAUACAGGUGUAAUUUUUUUAAAGUUAAAAGAAAACAAUAGACAGUGAGGAAAAGGUUAUGUUCAUCGCAGCUAUUUUUAGCUCUUCGUCGCGAACAGGUUACUGCAGUAACCGGCUUGUAAUGUACAGGAAAUAUUUUGCUUUUUGAUAGUAAAAUUAUUUUCAUCUGUGAAGUUGCUUAGUCUGAUUUGUUCUCUUAGAGGUGGGUACGCGGCGUUUCGAUCGCAUCUCAAUCUGAACGUGUGACUGGUUUGAGACAACAGUCAUUCAAACUGCUCUUGAUAUAUUUUUUCCUGAUCAAUGUACCAUUUUAACCAGCAGCUAUACUUAUAAAUUUGGACACGUUUCUUGGUGCAAGAACCUGUCUGGUUUGGUUGAAUCCUGAGGAAGAUGUUUUUCAGUUAACUUGGGCUUUUAGGCAGAAUGCUGUCACAAUUUUUGGAGAAAAUGAAAUAGUUCCUAGGAAUUAUAAAAAAGAAAUGCGAAAAAUUAAGCUUAUGUUACAGGUUCUAAAUUACAUCUUGUGGACUGUUUGUCAAGGUUACAUCAGGGCAUUGCCAUGAAAACUGAGUAAUCUGUCACAGUUAUGGACCACUUCACUGAGGAAGUUCAUCAACUUUAAUAAGAUUACUGACAGAUGUAAUACUAUUUGAAGAAAAAUAAUCAGUGGUUUCCUUUUUGGUUUUACAUAGAGUUGGUGAGGAAGUUUUUGUUACAUAACUCAGCUCCAUAUCUUCUUGAUCAUCAUUAUGUUUAAUUGCAACAGGUUAUAACAAAGCUGACUCAGGAAACAUAUGCUUUUGUACAUUACUGAUUGCAGUUACAGUGCAAAAAUCUCUCUCUCUCACUCACCAGUCACUCGAAGGAAGAAACUAUUUGUUUUGGUUUCUUUGUGGUAUAUACUAAUUAAAAACAAUUAUUCACCUCAUAUGCAAUGUAUUUUUUUCAGGCAACAAGAACUUUUUGUCAUCCCCCACUUUGGGCAUCUAAGUCAAUCUACCCCAACUUGCUUUUUUAUAUCAACUCAACUGUUUUUAGCAUAAGAUGGACUGCAACAGCAAAAUAAUUUCUGAAAAGUUACAGCAUUAAGAAACACAUCGGUCACUUGAAGAUUCCUAGAAUAACGCUUAAUAGCAAUCAUGAACAUAUAGCAUUCCAUUGAAAAAGGUUUCAUUAAAAUGUCACUAUGUAUUAGCCUAUCAAACUAGGGAAAAAAUAAUUUUCUGUAUUUCAGUCCAACCUUGUGAAUUUAUAUUUAAUGUUUUUUUUUCUCUUUUGUUGUUGUAGGAAAAAGUUAAAUUGGAUUGGGAGGAUUAUAAAGGGCAGAUAAACAUCAGGCUUAUUACCAAGGUUAGACUGAUUUAAAGUGAAAUGUUUCACAAUUAUUUAUAUAAGUUCAUAAUGUACAGGUAAAAUGUGUCUUUUGCACACACUUAUAAGCUAUUUCAGAAGUGAUUAGAAAGUAUCGUUCCCCUCUGAGCACCUGAAAAGAGAGACUGUAUGUCAAGAGUAAGAUUUCCUUUCAUUUUUUGGUCUAUAUUGACAGAAACUUUUGUUUUGGUUUCUGUGUGGUACUAUUAUAAUAAUAAUUUAAACCAUUUCACCUCAUAUGCAAUGUCGGUGAUAGUGAAUAUUUACCUUCUACUUUAGUGAAUAGUUGUGAAAUAUUUUCAUUUUAUCCUUGAAUCUUAUAUCCUUUUAAGCAAUAAAAAGCAAUUUCUGUUAAAGCGUUUUACAAAUUGUAAUUUGCAAAUAGAACAUUACCCCUGUAGGAAGUUGAAACAACAUGUUUGAAUCACAAGCUUUUCAGUCCUGAUUUGCUUGUUUUUUAAAAAAAUUCUCACCUGGCAGAACAGAUUUGAUCUGUAUUUAAUUGAUAAGCAAAAAGAUCCUCACUAUGUUUGAUGACUUUCAAUACAUUUGAUUUCGAAAAACAUAUCGUUCUAUUACAUUUUUAUAAGUUUAUAUGAGACCUAUGCAAGUUGUACAAUAUUGCUACAAUUGCUGUCACUAUACCAUGUAUUUAACCCUUUAACUCUCAGAUCAAAUUUGUAAUUCUCCUUACUUUCAACCAUACAAUUCUUAUAAUGUCAGUUCAGAGAAUUUUGUAUUGGAUCAACUAAUUAUCCCCAAAUUGAUAUUUUUCUUUAUUCUCAUCUCUUAUCUGGUUGAUAUUGUAUUGAUACUGUAAGGAGAAAUUCUGUCUUGGUCACUCAUGGGAGUUAAAGGGUUAAAAUUGUAAUGAUUAAAGUGUUGGUUAACAAGAGUUAACUUGUGAGUAGCUAUAAUUGAUUGUUUUUGUGUUUAAUGCUCUUAAAACAGAUUGAGGACAAGUCAAAAAAUGAAGGAUGUAUUGGUAAGUUAAGUGAAAACCAGGCAAAGUGUGAUGUUACUUAAUAUAUUAUUGUUAAUUAUCUCAAUGAUGUAAAUACUGAAAAUGGCUACAGUCCAAUUGCAGUAAUGAUUAAUUAUUAUUAAAUAAUAUUAGUUUACUAGGGCAUGUGGUAGAUGCACUGGACUUGGCUGGGUCAUUAAUUGUGUUGUGUUCUUGGACAAGACACUACGCUGACAGUGUCCCUCUCCACCCAGGAUUAUAAAUGGGUACUAGCCAAUUGUCAGGGUAGCCUGGUGAAAUGCUGGGGGGUUACCUUGCAAUGGAAUGGCUCCCCAUCCUAGGGGGGGUAGUGAUACUCUUGGUUGCUUCAUGCUAUGGAAACUGGAAUUACCUCAUGCUAAAUGGGCCACUUGGAAGAGUACAGACUUAACCUUUUUUAUAUGGGCAUAGGAGACAGUAGAUAGAAAAAUUAUCAGGCAGUUGAGGUAUCCAGUAAUUUGUUAAUUUUUUUCUCGCUAAGAUAUAAUUUUGAUACUUUGGUUCGUGUAAUUCAAAUUUUUUUGCAUGCUUGUCUUUGUUGUGGAGCUUAAUUUGAAGCAUUUAAGCCCUAUACCCUUUAUUCCCAAAAGAUAUUAAAAUAUAACUUCUCCCAAUAGUGUUCAUACAUAUCCAGCAAACAGGUAAUGAGAAUACUCAAUCUUAUCAGGUGGAAUUUUUUAUCUUGAUCUAACACCAAAUUCUGGUAAAUCAUUUAUAGGGAAAUGUGUAGCAGCUAGAGGGGAGAAUUAUUGAUCAGAUCUUGGGGAAUUUAAGGGUCAAAAUUUGCUCUUUAUACUUAUUGUCUUUCAAGGAUUCACAUUAUAAGCUGAAGAAGCAAAUAGAAUUGUGUUGUGCUAUUGUUAUUUUACUUUGACAGAGAUUCAAACUUGUAAUGAAAGAUAUUACGUACGAGCUGAUACCAAAGAAGGAGGAGAAGAAUGGAUACGAACACUGCGCAAAGCUGCUGUAAGUAUCAACCUGUUUGUAUCAUAAACAGGUUCAAUUUGGAAUAAUUGAUAAAUUUUGUAUUGAUUUCAUAUAAUAAUAGGUUAAAUUUACUUAAUAUUAUGCUAAAAGUUGCCAAUUGGAUUGAUCAACUUAAAUAAAGGCAACUUAAGGCCUGAAAUUGUGACCAGCUGGUCACCAAGGCAACUGAAAGUUGAUUAUAUGAGAUGGGUGGGAAAAGCAAAAUCAUGACCAUGUGGGACUUUUCAACAUAUGAAAACCUGCCUUUAGUUAACAAUUACAUUGCAAACUCUUGUUGUUUCUUUACACUGCACCUACAUUUCUCAAUGAAAAGUCUUAAGCCAGCACUUUCAUAUCUAGUAAAGCUUCAACAGCCACUUUUUUUUGCUGAUUCUAAUAAUUUGUCCUGGUCGUGAGGGUCUUUACACUCUCAGGAUCUCCUGAUUUACAAACUUUAUUUCACAAUGUCACUAUCUUUGAUUAACUGUGAAACCUCCCACCUUUGCCACAUUUCAAGGUACAUCCCACUAAGAGAAAGGAUGACUCCACUGCCAGGGAAGAGAAAUCAGCAAAUCAUCGCACAGUUGGGACUGACAAAGACAAUACAUCAGAAAAGACAGAACGUGUUGUGUAUGAAACAAAAAUUAUUGGAGGAGUGGCUGUGAAAACUCCUGUGAAAAAGGUGCAACUUCUACCUAAUACACUUUAAACAGUUCUUUUAAUGGUAAUUCUUAGCUGUGUAUAUGUUUUCAUAUGUGAGAAAGAAUUGACAAUGGAAAUAUUACACUUGAUAGUGUAAACUUCCUACUUACAGUGUAUUGUUUAUUGCUUUCAACUUCAAAGUUUAAAACUCCAUUCAAAGCAAAGCUGAUGAUUACAGUUAACGAUUCUCCCUAAUUAUCAUAAGAGAUACUUAAAAUCAGAGAGAAAAAUUAAAUUGCAAUCUACCAAUUACAACACAGGAAUAUAAGCUUUUGAACCUCUUAUAUGUUGUCCUUUUCCUCUAAGACUGGUGAGUUUGUGUUCAUUUGAUGGAUCUAAAACUGCACAAUAGUUCCUUGCUUGUUGGAAGAUAUUUAUUUGAGAGUCACUAGUAAGAUCUAUUACAUAGAGUUUGUGACACUUUCAGUUUGAUUUAAAGAGGGUGCAUGGCUACCUUAGUGCAGCACCCUCUGUGGAGCAAUAUUUUACACUUGAUGAUUUUAAGAGAAAUGCUCUUUCUUCUCAUGGAACUUAUUUUGGAUUCUAAUGAUAUGUAAUAAAUUCCUUCAACAGAGUGACUAGUGUCUAAUUUCUCCUAACAGUAUCAACCUGAAAUCACAUGUUAAGGUCAUAAGAAUAUUAGAAAUGAUCCCCAACUCAAAAAGCUCUUCAUUGUUAAACAAAUUCUCCUUGUCAGCACCUUAGAAAAUGUAAAGAGAACAGUAUGGAGAAUAUGCAUACUGAUAGUAGGGUGUAAUUAGGUAAGACAGAGCUCUAAUAAGAUUCUGGUAUCAUUUGUUUUGUUGUAUUAAGCUGCAUGGAAUGUUUGAUAUUCAGUUCCAUGAUGUAACAAUGUAUUUUUUUUUUAUGUGACAGAAUACUGAUGUAGACAGUGAGGGAGGAAGUUUGCCUAGUGAUUCUCUGAUACGUUCUGGUUCAGCUGGUAUGACGAGUACAAUAAAACCCAUUAAAGAAGGAUACUUGACAAAGAAGGGAGCAGUGGUAGGUGGUAUAAGACUUCAAGUUUUGGUUGCUGGCAUGUUUUUAUUUUUUUUUUCAGGACUGUUAAUUUGUCUUUUAAAAGUAUGUUUUGUUAAUAGUGUUAGACAAUUUUCCUGUUCCUCUUUUACAUGUUAUUUAUUAUCAGUUUACAUUUAAUUCACUAUUCCUAAUAAAUAUUAAGGUGAGUCAGGUGUAAAAUUGCAGUUUUUUUCAUCAUUUUGAUAAUAGCAUAUAGGGUUACAAACUUUUGCAUCCUUGUUGUUUUUCAGGUCAAGAGUUGGAAAAAGAGAUAUUUCAAGCUGGACACUUUUAGACUUGCAUAUUAUGAUAAAUAUAAUGUAAGCUGUCAGAUGAUUUUAAAAUGUGAAUUUAAGUUAACAUAUUUGGAGCUUUGCCCUUAAAUUGGCUUUAAUGGAAUGGUUCAUGAAUUUGUCAUAAAAUGUGGUGUUCUGAUUUGAUAUUAUUUCCUUGAAAUGAAAAGUUAGUCACCUACAAGUGAGCUGGAAAAAAAUUUUGGUAGGUUUUCAGCAAGAUUAAAGACAAGGAAAAUUGUUAAUGAUCUGCAAAAAUAUUGUGUAAUUUGAGGGAAGGUUACUAAAAACAGACACUAUACCCUAUAUCAACUUUUUAAAGUUAAAUUUAGAUUUUUUUUUCCAUUCAGGACAAAGAGCCUAUCAAAGUGAUUAAUUCAAAUGAGCUUCUUGCUGUGAAACCAAGUCAGAGGUAAGAAUAUGAUUUAAUGAGUAACGAUGGUGGGAAAUGCCUGUUUAUAUGUCAUUCCCAAUGAUGACUUAUGACAUUACAGGGGUGUUUAUGUGGCAGGCUGAUCAAUCCAAUAUGGACAAGGAGGCCUCUGCCAGACAUUGGCCAAACAUUAGCCGGACAUUUGCCACUUGUUAGCCACAUGUUGGCCACAGGUUGGCCACACAUUCAUUUGGCAACAUGUUAGCCACAUGUUGGCCAUGGGUGUACAAUGGUUGUCAUUGGUGAGAGGUGGUCCCUAGACUUUUGCAUGUGCUUUCUUCCCACAUCUUUCCUGUCAUUGUUAGUAUUUAUGACAUGUGUACUAAUGUUGAGUUAACUUAUGUUACAGUACAGAUAACAAUCGAGAGCAUCUGUUUGAGGUGGUAACAAACACUAGAACAUUCUUAAUCCAGGUAUGUUUAUAUAUGAUUGAUUUUUUCAUACUUAUAUUGAACAUAACUGGAGCAAUUUGGAUUCUUUUUAUCUUUUAAGCUGACUGGUACCAAAAGUUUUCUAUUUCAAGAGAAACUGUUUGGUACUAUUGCCCUUAAAAGCUGUUUCACAAAAAUUUUGCAAGCUUGAAGACUGCAAUGUAUCCUACCUAUUCUGACGCGGUGAAUUUUCUUAUACGGAAGGGAGGGUAAUUGUGAAGAACAGCUCCCCUCUACCAACUGUUAGCCAACUGUUGGCAAACUGUUGGUCAACUGUUGGCUAACCAUCAACCAUUAGCAAGGUUUAUCAGAGAUUUGUUUUUCACAAUUACUGAACAAUGACCACAGUCAAUGGUUUGACCCAUUAACUCAUAAAAAUGAUUCACAUGUAGUUUCUCCUUAUAAUAUCCAUACUCUAUCCAACAAACAGGUAAUGAGAAUACUCAAACUAAUCAGGUAGAAGUUGUUGUCUUGAUCUAACUUCAAAUCCCUGUUACUGGUACUAAUUUACAAGGAAAUCUGUAGCAGCUAGAGGGGGGGGGGGGAGGGGAGAAAUUAGCAAUCAGAUCUUGGGAGUUAAAGGGUUAAAUCCAGAGUAACUCUUGGUAAUAUACUGUGAUCAUGAGGGUCAGGGCAAUCGUGAAAAGAACUGUUAGUAGCAGUUAUGUAUUAACAAAGUUUUGCACUUGCCAACCUUGAUGGAAGUUGUCAUCUAGUACAUUUUCUUCAACCAAAAGUACUACAGAAGAACCUCAAUUUAAUGAACUUCUAUAUAAUGAAGUCCUCAGUAUAACAAAUGAUACUCUUCAGCCUGGCCAAAGUUAAAGUAAAUUUAUGGGACAGAAACUCGUUAACACUAAAGUAUUAAACCUGUGGCCCCCAAAUAUUUUUCUCACCUUCCUUAAAAAAAAUUUUUAAAUUUUUCACAAUUUUGCCUGUUCCUCAGUUCAUAAGUCCAGCCAAGCUUCUGUGGUCAUUGGCCCCUGUAAUAGCUGUUAACUACAGGCUUGUAGAGUUACUUGUAAAACUCCCUGAAGAAGUCUACCACAGUUAGAUGAAACAUGUUGGAGAAUAAAAAAGUUUUACAAGCACUGUUUGCAGAGUGCUGCUUACUAGUUUAAUUUUUUGAAAAAAAUUAAAAAGAAAUAAUUCUUCAUAUAGACAUUAAAGCACAAAUGUAUCUACAGCAAUAGUUCUGAUCCCAAAAUGCUAAGUAGUGUAAUGUCACACCACAAAAAAAAAGAAAAGAAAAAUGAAAGCAGCUAUUAACUAUACCUUGAUAUAAAUGAACCAAUUCCCCUAGUCCCUUGGUACUUUGUCAAAUUGAGGUUCCACUGUAGCAUGUUUUCUUGGAAAAUCAAAGUCUGGAUUUGUUAAUUAAAAAAAAAGAAAAAAAAACUACAACAAAAACAACUUUUGUGGUUCUUUGACACACCUCUUAACACCCAAAAAUUGACAGUGAUAUGUUAUCUUGCAGGGGAGAUCUGAAGAAGAAAUGCAUUCAUGGAUUGAUGCUAUUGCUAGUGCACUGCUAAGAGGGAGGUCAUCAAGUGAACCAGUAUGUUAAUUAAUUUUUUUAGUGAUUCCAAAUUUUGCAAUAUGAGGGUCCUUAUUUUGCACAUAUCUCUCUCAGUGCCAAGAUCACUUUGUACAAACAUAAAUUACAGCAUGUUUAUUGAAUUACCUUAAAAAUUAAACAAAUUUUCCUGAAUUAAAUUGACUAGAGUGAAUAACCUUUUUUCUCCCAUUGUUAACAUGGAUAAAAUACUUAAAAAGUUUGGCUACAAAACGAUUGAGCCUAGCUGGGUAGAAAAGACUGGGUACAAAACGACCAAGGAUACAAAACUACUCAUAAGUAGCACCAAACCUGCUUGUUUUGAGGCACGGAGAUUAUGCAAGAGGUCUCUGAGGGGUCUGCAAUAUGACCCUCAAACAUGAUACACAUAUUCCUCAUGCUACAGAUCUCUCAAAUUAACCCCUCACACACUAACUUUGUCCUCUUGAUCAAAUCUGGUAGACUUUGCCUCUCAUGCCACAGUGCCAAACAGAACCUGCUAGAUGACAAGAAUGAAAGUGUUUCCGAUAACUUUGAGAUCUAAUUCCUUUUUUGUAGGAUGCUAAAAAGAGUCAAGAGAUAUUUAGAAAAAGUGUAAAUUAUCCAUAUGCAGAGACGACAACCCUUUAGCAACAGAGAACAGUGAACAAGAGCAUUGCUGAACGAGGACACCUAUUCAAGAUAAAGAUUUGAUAUCAAUGAUGAAUACUGCCUGUGAACAACUUUAACUGCAGAAAAUUGUCAAAAUUGCAAAAAAAUGUUUGCUUUCCCCUCAAUGACAAUUGAUGGGAAAUGCAGAGGAGUUGUAAGGAAGCUAAAAUUGAGAAAAUCAUCAAAAAUUACAAUAUUUUCUUAUUUUCAGCCAUUUUUUGCAAUUAGUGUGGAACGAAUUGCCUGGUAAAAGGCUUUUGAAGCAGUGAGUCUAGGAGGAAACCAUUUGACAAAAAAAAUUGUGAAAAUUACAAAAAUUGCUUGACCUUGUUAUAGUUACACAAUUUUUUCAAUUUUGUAUAUUUUUCAGUCCUGGACAUAAUGAGGAAUAGGGGGGUGGAGAGGGGCAUUCACUGGCCGUGGUACAUUUGUCCUUCUUUUCUCACAAAAAGUGAUAACUUAAAAUAUUCUCAAAACAAAUGGUUUGUCUCUGUUUUCCUGUAAAUAUAUGGGAAUUGCAAAGACCUGAGGUUAUCAUAUUGUGUAACGAUGGUGUGAAUUAACUGGUCCUUGUCAAAUUUAUAAAAGAUUUAUGGUGGUAUGCCACAUUAAUCUUUCCAGUUGGGACCUACCUAUGUGUUAUUGAUAGGUUAUUAACAUUUGAAAGUCAGUAAAACUAACAGAGGUUGUUUAAUAAUGGGAGUUGAACUGAAUGAAGUGCAGUUUGGUUUGGUCUGAAGUCUUACUUUUGAUUUAUAAUCCACAAGAGGUAAGUAUGAUUUUAGAUCAUAAUUGUACAACAUCAAGUUCAAUUACCACAGUGCCUUUGUUGCAUCCAUUUUGAAAUGUAAAAACUCAAUUUCCCAAAUGCAGGAUUUUAGUCAGUACAAAUGUUUCAUUGCUGUUUCUCAAAAACUGUAAGAAAUUAAAUUCAGUGGUUGAUUUGGAAAAAGAAAGGAGUUUUGUGAACAAAAGUUGCAAAUUCUUCAACUAAUGCUUUGUCUGUCACAGUCCUGCAAUUUGAGUAGUAUAACUUUUAAAAAGCCUUGAAAUCUGAUUGCUUGUCUUGUUUGAGUGCCUUUUCAUUGGUUUGGAAGGAGGUGUGAUUUGGAGCAAAAAAAAUGCGACUUGUGAAUAAAUUGUACUGCUGAGAGCCAGUCAGAUUUUAGGGAUCACCAGUAAUUUCAAAAUGGAAGUAAUAAAGUUAAAAUUUCUAUAAAUAUCUUAACAUAACAAUUAGAGGAGUGAUUUUUAUAACCUGAAUGGUGACUAGCAAGAGGCGAAGCCCUUAGCUUGCAAGUUCAAAAGUUAUGCCACUUAAACUUUUAUGCAUUUCAUUUUGGGAGAUUUUUAGAAAUUUACUCAGUAUUUAUUGAGGGAAAACCUUGUAGUUGGGGUGCACAAGCUUAUCAUAGUAUGAGAGUUUGCAUUUAUUUAGAAUAUUAAAGUAGAGGUUUGUUAAGUUUAGAUAAACUAGAAAAAUUUCAUUAUAUUUUUGUAAAAACCGUUUUUUGCAUAUAUUCAUAUACAAGAACAUAUUGAGAGAUUCAUUUAUAGUAAUGUAAGUAAAGAGAUUUUUCCAACAAUUAUGAGCGCAGUAAUUUUUUUAGGAAUAAUUUUUGAAAGUGCUGUAAGUUAUUUUUUUAAGUGCUGAAUGUAACUAAGUUAAAAGUGUCUCAUUAAAUAUAACAACUUGGUGGUGGUUUAAG